GAUGGGAGACGACGACACGGUGUUUUUCGUGGAGAAUUUGGUGAGCGUUUUGGGGAAGUACGAUCACACGCAGAUGUAUUAUAUUGGGUCCAACUCCGAGAGCGUGGAGCAGGAUUUGAUCCAUUCGUAUGCUACGGCGUAUGGCGGCGGCGGAUAUGCCAUAAGUUAUCCGUUGGCGGCGGAGCUGGUGAGGAUUUUGGAUGGUUGCGUUGAUCGGUACGACAGUCUCUACGGCGGCGAUCAGAAAGUCCAGGCUUGUGUUAGUGAAAUUGGUGUCCCCUUGACCAACGAGCAUGGGUUUCAUCAGGUUGAUAUUCGAGGGAACCAAUAUGGGUUCUUGGCAGCGCAUCCGGUGGCUCCGUUGGUGUCGCUCCACCACGUCGACUACCUUCCGGCCAUUUUUCCGGCGAUGACCAAACUCGACGCCCUGAAGACUUUAAAAACCGUACACGACCUCGAUCCGGGUCGGACCCUUCAGCAAAGUUUCUGUUACGACUCGGCUCGUAACUGGUCCGUUUCGGUCUCGUGGGGCUACAGCGUCCGGCUCUACCCGCGGCUCGUCACGCCCAAAGAAAUGGAGAAGAAUUUUCAGACGUUUCAGACAUGGAAGAGUUGGACCGACGGUCCGUUCACGUUCAACACCCGACCGGUCGGCCCGGACCCAUGUGAGAUGCCUUUGGUUUUCUUUUUGGACCCGGUCGUCGGUCCGAACCAGACAGUAACCGGUUACAUGAAGCACGUUGACGUGUGGGAGAGAGAGUGUGGCCGAGACGAGUUCCAGGCAGCGCAGGAUGUGGAGCGGUUCCAAGUGGUGACUUCUGGCCAGUUGAGUGCUGCCACGUGGAUGAAGGCCCCACGUAGACAAUGUUGCCAAGUCGUGGAUGGUACAACUACCAAUGGCGGUGGAGUUGAUAGUGUGGUGAAUGUCCAUAUCAGAGGCUGCAAUCCCUUUGAGACCGUAACUCCCCCAUAGAUUAAUUAAGGGCUAGAAAACCAUGUUUUAAUUAUCCAAAAUAUAGAUGUCGAUGAAUAUUGUUAGAAAUUUCAAUCUUAAAAUAUUAAGUAAAAAUAUAGACAAAAUAUUGAUA
This is a messenger RNA of Momordica charantia (bitter melon), 1088 nucleotides long. RefSeq lists its product as uncharacterized. The record is from RefSeq and is a predicted model, not a curated record. Lineage: Eukaryota; Viridiplantae; Streptophyta; Magnoliopsida; Cucurbitales; Cucurbitaceae.